This is a messenger RNA of Hylaeus anthracinus, 2636 nucleotides long. Its product is annotated as calmodulin. The record is from RefSeq and is a predicted model, not a curated record. Lineage: Eukaryota; Metazoa; Arthropoda; Insecta; Hymenoptera; Colletidae. Gene Ontology annotation, molecular function: calcium ion binding; enzyme regulator activity. The transcript is spliced from 4 exons. The coding region runs from base 253 to 702 and encodes 149 amino acids.
UACCUGACCGAGACAAGCGGCAGAAAGGCUCGUACACCGAGAGAGAACGGUGGACUCCAUUGCUGUCCCGAGUGUGUUUCUCGUCGGCCGUGUCCGUAUUGCGUGUCUGUCCGCGCUUUCGUGCACACGAGUUUUUCUAUCCCUCCACGUUCGCCCCCGGGCAAAACUGUGAAACCACCGGUAAACCUUUGUGUCUAGUGUCCAAGCGAUAUCCGAAAUCGUCAAGCGUACCGAGACGUAAAACGGGCCAAAAUGGCUGAUCAACUCACAGAAGAACAAAUUGCAGAAUUUAAGGAAGCAUUCUCGCUAUUCGACAAAGAUGGAGAUGGUACCAUUACAACCAAAGAGUUGGGUACAGUUAUGCGAUCGCUAGGUCAAAAUCCUACAGAAGCAGAACUUCAGGAUAUGAUCAAUGAAGUGGACGCAGAUGGUAAUGGCACAAUCGAUUUUCCGGAGUUCUUAACCAUGAUGGCUCGCAAAAUGAAGGACACUGACAGUGAGGAGGAAAUUAGGGAGGCCUUCAGAGUAUUUGAUAAGGAUGGAAAUGGUUUCAUAUCUGCAGCGGAACUUAGACAUGUUAUGACAAAUCUCGGCGAGAAACUUACCGACGAGGAAGUAGAUGAAAUGAUUCGGGAGGCUGACAUUGAUGGCGAUGGUCAAGUUAAUUAUGAAGAAUUCGUCACAAUGAUGACAUCAAAGUGAAUGCAACCUGUGUAAUGGAAAAACUUGCAACUCGGAGUGGUGUUGACGUAUUAAAAUAAAUCAAGAAACAAAGAAAAAAUAAUGUUAACAGAAAGCGAAUCGACCAGAAAGUGAAAAAAAAUCUUAUAUCUGGGCGCAAUGAUGUCUAUAAAACGCGAAAAGUCAACGUCCAACACGCGUUAAUCAUCAUUAACGAUAAGUAAUACAGGGCAAUUGUUUAAUUAAAGAGUUAUACCACUAAAAUCAUUAUCUUUAAAUACACAAAAUACUUAACCACACACAACAUGAAACAUAAAAGGUACAUAUUACACGCGCACAUACACGGAUACAACAAAUAUACAGCACACAUACAAAACAGACACGUACGAACACAAAAGAUGAUUUAUUUCCGUAUAAAAGAGUAUAAUUAAAAUCGUUAGAGAGAGAUAUAUAUAUAUGUAUAAAAAAAAACAGACGCGCGCAUGUUUGUUGAUGAUAAAAAGUAAAUAGUAUGUUCUCUUACUUUCAUCUCUUUUUGGCCUUUUCCUGUUUCUUCUAUGCACGCGUGAGCGAAAAUUCUUUCCUACAAGUUUGCUUUAUCGAUUCUGCUACUUUCCAACGUACUAAGACAAACUCGAUCGAUAGGCGGGGAGAGAGGAAAAGCGUUAAAAGAAAGGAAAGAUCUACGAGCUAUUAUAACGUAUCGUGUAAGUUCGUUUAUUGAUCGAGAUAGAUUGAGAUUUGUUUUAUUUGUUUCUCGAUUGACGAAACGCACUUACGACGAAUGUCAUCGAUACAGCAUACGUCGUAGCAAAAUUUUAUCGGUAACGUAUAUAUAUAUAUAUAUAUAUUUAGCGUAUACUUGUUUUAUUACAUUAAAGAAAAUUCGGAUUAGAGAUCGUUUUCCAGAGUUCGAAAAAAAACAACGGCUUCGACCUUUGGCUUCUCGAUGAUUCCGUAUACACUGGAUUUCUUGUUGCGCCAUAGCGGAUAACUUUAAUUCCUCUAAUAAACCAAGAAAAAUUUAUCAAUGAAAAAGUGUACGAGGAUGAGAAAAAGAAAAGAAAGUGAAGAAACCUUGAGAUGCUCGGGAAUACAUGUAGUGCUAUCUCGGACCCUACGUUUACGUAGAGCCUGAAGAAUCUACGAAUCGAGUCGUAUCGAAGUCUCGACAUUCCUAGUGAAGAACUUUCUCUAUGCUUUUUCAAACUUCGUUAUGCCUUCAAUCUAUAUAUACAUGACACGCAUUAUACACAAAAAAAACACAUAAAACACAUUUCACCAAGUGCGUUCUGUAUCCAAUUUCAUUCUAAUCUCCCGUUUGUAUCUUGUCUCCACUGAGAAAGCCUUAAAAACAAAGAGAGAAAAAAAAAGAACUCGCGCGCGCGUUACACAACGUCGACACCACUUUUGUUGAAAUAUAAAAAGAAACAACGGAGAAUUAGGGAUGAGGGAUUAAAAGGAGUCAAGUCACAGUGAUCGGUGCAUUAUAUUUUCCUUCGCCCAGGGGUGCGUGCCAGUCUCGUAAGCGGAGCAACUAGAACCGGAGAAACUGGUGUGAUUUGUGCGAUUCGUACGAUAAUGUUACUUAAGAACUAAGAGUAAAGAACAGACACCGAACAGUGGGAACACAUGCGUGUGCCGUCGGUGGUUCAGUCAUAAUAUAUAUGUAAUAUAUAUUAUAUAUACAUAUGUAUAAUAUAUAUGUGUGUAUGUAUAUAUAUGUGUAAAAUCUAUUAUACGUAUAUAUAUAUACGCGUAUAUGUAUAUAUAUAUAUAAAACUAAUUUACGAAAAAAAAAAGGAAGAAAAGAAGAAAGAAACAAUUCCUCCACAGUCCUUUAUUAUUUAAUAUUGAAGUGAACAAAAUGAGAAGUACUUGUAUUUCUGGUGACCUAGAUCGCAUUGAUCAUAAAAAGACAAAAUAAAUGUAUCUUCAUUUGUAGGUCACAACUA